AUGUCUGAUCCAGUUGUUAUCGUUUCAGCCGUUCGCACUGCGAUUGGCAGUCUGAAUGGAGUACUGUCAACUAUACCAGCUCAUGAUCUGGGCACCAUAGUCAUCAAGGAAGCCCUGCAGAGGUCAAAGGUCAGAAGCAGUGAUGUGUCAGAGGUCAUCAUGGGUCAGGUGUACACAGCAGGUCAAGGUCAGAACCCUGCCAGACAGGCCAGUAUGAAUGCAGGGAUACCAGUCGAGGUACCAGCAUAUAACAUGAACUUGCUGUGUGGUUCCGGCCUGAAGACAAUUAUACUAGGAGCACAGGCGAUCAUGUGUGGGGAAUCUUCCAUUGUGGUUGCAGGGGGUCAGGAAAGCAUGAGCCAGGUGCCCCAUGCAGUCCAUCUUCGUAGUGGUCUAUCCGGCGUCAGUGACAAACCUUUGGUUGAUCUUAUAGUACACGAUGGCCUGAUGGAUGCAUUCAAUAACUACCACAUGGGAAUUACAGCUGAAAACCUGGCCAAGAAAUGGAAAAUCACACGUGAACAGCAGGACCAGUUCGCUCUGGGGUCGCAGCUCAAGGCCGAGAAGGCCCAGAAAGACGGCGUCUUCGCUACAGAGAUUGUCACCGUGCCGACCAAGAGCCGCAAGCGCAAGGCCACGGUAGAGUACGACGUUGAUGAGUACCCAAGGAAGGGGUCAACCAUCGAGGGAAUGGCUAAACUCAGAUCCUGCUUUAUCGAGGAUGCGACAGGAACAGUUACUGCGGGAAAUUCAUGCGGUAUGAAUGACGGAGCAGCAGCAGUGGUUCUCAUGAAGCAGUCCGAGGCUCAGAAAAGGGGCGUGGCACCUCUAGCAAGGAUAGCCUCGUGGGGCCAGGCCGGGGUGGAUCCAGCUAUCAUGGGGUCUGGUCCUAUUCCUGCCAUCAAGAAAGCUCUUGAGAAAGCAGGCUGGAACAUUGGUGAUGUUGAUCUAUUUGAGUUGAAUGAGGUAUUUGCAGCACAGGCUCUCACAGUCACGAAGGAGCUUGGUAUUGACAUGUCAAAGGUCAAUAUCUACGGGGGAGCCAUAGCCCUGGGCCACCCCUUAGCCAUGUCAGGAACUCGCAUCGUGGUCACCCUAAUAAACGCCAUGAAAAGGACCAAUGUCAAGAAGGGCUUGGCUGCUAUCUGCGUAGGGGGAGGGAUGGGCAUUGCCAUUUGUGUGGAAGCAUUAUAGUCAGGCAAAUACAGAGGCGGCGCUCCCGGGGGCCAGGGAGGCACAGUGCCCUCCCACUUUUUCAAGUACCCUAGAAAGCACCCCCUUCACCUCUGAUAAUUGCCCUAUUCAAAUCUAAGAGGUGCCCUUUUUACUUUGACAAGUGCUCCUUUUCCUUUGUAAGAAUUACCCCUUCCCAUUUUAAUAACUACAUCUUUUUAACUCGGAUAAGCGCACCUUAUAUUUUCACAUGUGCCCCAUGUCCCUUCUCAUAAAUGC
Molecule: messenger RNA, 1452 nt
Organism: Strongylocentrotus purpuratus (purple sea urchin)
Lineage: Eukaryota; Metazoa; Echinodermata; Echinoidea; Camarodonta; Strongylocentrotidae
Product: acetyl-CoA acetyltransferase, cytosolic-like
Exons: 8
Coding region: 1-1194 (397 amino acids)
Biological process (GO): fatty acid beta-oxidation
Molecular function (GO): acetyl-CoA C-acetyltransferase activity
Source: RefSeq, a predicted model, not a curated record